This is a messenger RNA of Cantharellus anzutake, 426 nucleotides long. Its product is annotated as kinase-like domain-containing protein. The record is from RefSeq and is a predicted model, not a curated record. The annotation marks the transcript as partial. The transcript has 2 exons. Gene Ontology annotation, biological process: protein phosphorylation. Gene Ontology annotation, molecular function: ATP binding; protein kinase activity. NCBI's taxonomy places the organism in Eukaryota, Fungi, Basidiomycota, Agaricomycetes, Cantharellales, Hydnaceae.
AACGUCCUCAUCAAAGACAAUGGGGACGCUUGUUUGACGAAUUUCGGUCUUCUCCAAGCGCUGGAGGCUGCCUGUGACGUGAUAGUCGCUAUUGCCCUCUUCAAUUUGCGCUCCGUAAGGUGGAUGGCACCAGAGAUCUAUGACCCCGAGCUCAUUGGCAAGGAACGUGGUACUAUCAGCGCUGAGGCUGACUGUCAUUCCUUCGGAAUGUUGAUAUUAGAGCUUGUUACUGGCCAAGAGCCUUUUUCAUAUAUCCCCCAAGACGAUGUUGUGAUUGUCGAACUCGUCCGCGGAGGACGUCCAAUUCGGCCCACGACCUCAUAUAAUAAUCGGCGACCUCAAUACCAAACUAUGGAUGAUCCACUAUGGGAAAUCUGCGAGUCGUGCUGGACGUUCCCGCCAAACAAGCGUAUGAAUGCAGAAGAG